UCGUUCGCCCAACAAAAUAUUUCAACAUAACCUCACCCGUACAACUGUCAAUUCCAGAAAGUGAUUGUUGACAAAUUGAAACGAAAUUAGAGAAUUAACAAUAUGCCUUCAAAAAAGAAAAAAUAUAAUGCCAGAUUUCCAGCAGGACGUAUAAAAAAAAUUAUGCAAACAGAUGAAGAAGUGGGAAAAGUGGCACAAGCUGUACCAGUUAUAAUUUCUCGAACUCUAGAACUUUUUGUGGAGUCUCUGUUAACAAAGUCGAUGCAGAUAACACAGUCAAGAAAUGCAAAGACUUUAACUCCGUCCCAUAUGAAGCAAUGUAUAUUAUCCGAAAGUCGUUUUGACUUUUUAAAAGACUUAGUGAAAAACAUCCCAGACGCCAGUGCACAAGAAGAUAACGAAAACAACGCGUUGUUCGAAGCUAAUCUACAUAAACUCGAAGAAUCCAAUAUAAAACCGGAUUCACAGCCAACCUUACCAGAAGAUUUGCCAAAACCUGAGAUAUCAGCAAACUUUUAUACAGAGCAAAGUACAUCCACGGGCAGAACACCAGUCAUCCAAUAUGGACCUAAAGUGGCACAAAUUGAGUCCAAGAAGUUGAGUUUUUCAGUUAAUAGUUUGCUUGACCAAACAAAAGAAGAAUCUACGCUGCAUGUAACUGUAGCCGAACCUGUACCUGUACCUGUACCGCCCUUAGUUCCGGCGAGAAGCACAUCUUCAAAUAGUAAUGUAUAUGAAAAUACACCGCCAGUCAAUUGUGACAACAUCCCUCCGUUGAUACCGAUUUCACAUCACUAUUACAGUCAAAACACAGAAGACAAUUUAUGUAUUGAUGAAGACUAUGAUAAUUAGUAUUUUAAAAAUUAUAUUCUACUGUUUCUGUGACUUGAGGUUAACGUAAUAAUUUGUACUACCUGUCCCAUUGUUCCAUUGCCUGUUAUUACUUACUAGUGAUUACAAUAAAAUGUUUAUGGAAAUGAA
Molecule: messenger RNA, 981 nt
Organism: Zophobas morio
Lineage: Eukaryota; Metazoa; Arthropoda; Insecta; Coleoptera; Tenebrionidae
Gene: NC2alpha
Product: dr1-associated corepressor homolog
Exons: 3
Coding region: 103-852 (249 amino acids)
Biological process (GO): transcription by RNA polymerase II
Cellular component (GO): nucleus; negative cofactor 2 complex
Molecular function (GO): core promoter sequence-specific DNA binding; RNA polymerase II general transcription initiation factor activity; protein heterodimerization activity
Source: RefSeq, a predicted model, not a curated record